Messenger RNA from Hyphopichia burtonii NRRL Y-1933, 2431 nucleotides. RefSeq lists its product as uncharacterized. NCBI's taxonomy places the organism in Eukaryota, Fungi, Ascomycota, Pichiomycetes, Serinales, Debaryomycetaceae. The annotation marks the transcript as partial. The record is from RefSeq and is a predicted model, not a curated record. The transcript has a single exon.
UUUGGUUUGCACUAGAGGUUCUUUUCAAUUGCUCAUUCGAAAAACGAAAAGGGAAAGGGCCAAAAGACCAAAAAAAACCGAACAGAAAAAGAAAAAGGGCCUCAUCGUACGACCCUUAACUUUUGUUUGCACUCUACUCCAACCUAAACUCAUAGAGUAAGAAUGUCGCUAGCGUCACCUCCGGCUAGUGAUGGUCAUCCUGAUCGACUGUUGAAUCUGCACUUGAAUAAUUCUUCGCUUUCAAAUUCUCCAACGACUUCAACGGCUUCGAAUGCUUCCACUUUACCGGCUGUCCAUGCAUUACCUUCCUUAUCCACUCCUUUAUCUAUCGUUAAUCCAAAAGUUCAUUCAAAUCAAAAGCCCAGUUUUUCUUAUGAUUUAGAUGUUUUCAAUCAAUGCAAAACUUAUUUGAAUGAUAAAAAUCACCACGGUUUAGCAUUAAUUUCUCGUCAGAAGGGAACUCCUCCCUUUUUAAGAUUUAAAAUUUGGCCAAUUUUAUUAAAAUUCCAUCCUUUUGUUUUAAAUCCCUUUAUUCAACCAGAUAAUGAAAUAAUUAAUGAUAAUAUUCAAAAAAAGAAGGAUUCUGAUGAUGAUUCAUCUCAAGAUUCUGCCAAUGGUGAUGAAAUGAAAUCAAAAGAUGAUAUACUAAGAGAUCAAAUAAGAAAAGAUUUGAAAAAAUAUAUCCAAAGAAUAAAGUUCUCUUCGGGUAUAAGUGAUGAUCAUUAUUCAAAUGAUUUAAUUGACACUCCUUUUGGUAAAAUUAAUAAAUUAGAAUUGAUGAUUUUUGAAGUUAUUGAAAAAUCAGUUUUUAAAUUUAUUAAUAAAUGGGGUAAAAUUAUUAAAUAUGAUCAAGCAUUAACUUGGAUUGCUUUGGGUUUGGCUGAAUGGUUACCUCCUUUACCUCACACAAGUUGGGUUUUAGUUGGACGAGAAUCAAAUAACAACCCUGGUCAAAGUAAUUUUAAUUCAACUACUCCAACCAAUAGUAAUACUAAUCAAAAUUCAAAUGAAAGUAGUUCAAAUAAUAGUUUUAUUCAAUUAUCUUUACCAAAUCAAAAAAAUUUAUUGAUUAAAAAUGUUUUUGAUGACUACUCAAAUUAUAUUCACAACACUAAAGGUUUAGAAGAAUAUUUAAAUGACUUAAUUAAUGAUGAUACUAUAAAUAAUAUGACUUUCCAUGAUGUUUUUGAAAGAUUGGCUUUGGUUGUAUUGCAUUCUCCUGAAGAGCGUACAAGAAAAAUGGCUCUGGCUAAUAAUAAAUAUCGUAAUCGUCGUGAUAGUAAUAAUCGUCGUCGAAAUCAGAGAAAUUCCUCAACUAGAAUAUCAAAAUCUUCCAAUUCUCAUCAUGAUUUAGAAUCCAUUCGCAAGUCCUUGAAAAACCUUGAUGCUGUCGAUGAUAAUGAAUCUGUUACACUGUCCAGUACAAAUAAUAGCUCUAGUGCUAUUGAUGAAGAAAUUGGUGGUUUUAAAAUUGAUAAAACCACUUUACCAAUUAGUGGUGGUACAAUUGAAGAACGAGUAUCGUUUUUCAUUUAUAUUUUAAGAAAAUUAUUACCAGAAUUAUCUAAUUUUUUCCAAGAAGAACAAAUCCUUAAUAAGUUCGGAAGUAGUGAUGAUGAAUGGCUUAUUUGGUGGUUAAAAUAUGGAGGUUCAAAAGUGUGGUCUCCUUUGGACCGUGGUAGAAUUUGGGAUUCGAUAUUAGGUUGGAGAAUUCCAAAUAAGAAAAACGAACGUAAAAAUAAACAUUAUUAUUUGGAUAAAUUGAAUAUUGACCCAAGAACUUUGGAAAAAUUAGGACCCGAUAGUUUUUGGUCGGUUGAUAAUGACGAUUAUGAUUCUAAUAGCGAAGCCAAAUUUGAUGAGGGCGAUAAUACCGAUAAUUUAAUUCCAUUUUCUCAAAUUGAUCCUCAUAUCGAAUUAAUUUUUAUUUCUUUGGCAUUAUUGAAGUCAAAAGAAAAUACAUUGAUCGAAUUAGAUCAGCAUGAAAUAAGACAAUAUUUAUCCAAAUUGCCAACGAAAUCCUACAGCAGAAGUGAUAAAUAUAAACAAUACAAAGAACAGAAGGAGAAACAGAAGGAAGAAGAACAGAAGAAUCGUCAAAGAUCUCUAUCUGCAUCCUCUACGUCCACUACAUCAAAUUUCGAAAUAGGAUCUACUCCCCCCUCAUCGUCAAUUUCUACAACCUCUGAUGACUCGAAUAGUGAUGCUAAUGAUGACAAUAAAAUCAUAACGAAUAAUUCCGAUGACACCUUCAAAGUAAACUUCAUGGAUAACAUCAUCAAUGAAGCAGGUGAGCUUUGGAGAAAAUGGUUAUGGCUCGAAAUGGUUGAUGAUAACUAAACGAAUUUCUUAUGAGUUUUAUAGAUAUGUACAUAGUUUUUUUUUUUUUUUUAUAUAUACGUUUUGUAUUAUAAUACAUCCGUACAUCCAG